AAAAGCCCGUAGUGUUGACAUACAGCAGGCUGAAAAUGAAGCUAGCGGAUAUCUAGCGGCGACUUCUCUCCGCUCGUUUAGUUCAAAUGGUCAAAUAUUAAACGAAGGAAUAUUGUUUUUAAGAAACAUAUUAUGUCCAGUCUUGGCGAGGACGCGCCACCGUCGGUUCUAUAAGUUGUCAGUGCCCGUCUGGAUCUGGAGCUUCACAACCAGGCGAUGACAGCGACUACCGCCACUCCACAGGGCAUGAGAGACCGGUUACUGGAAGCCAUUGACGUCCACAGCAAUGAGAUCUCCAACAUUGUGAUUGUCAUGGAGGUGAUCUCUUUCCUGGAAAAAUAUCCAAUUACCAAAGAAGCCCUGGAGGAAACUCGUCUUGGGAAACUCGUCAACGAUGUCCGCAAGAAAACCAAGAAUGAGGAUCUUGCCAAACGUGCCAAGAAGCUCGUGCGGACGUGGCAGAAUUUGAUCAGUCCAGGAAGGAGCAACGUGUAUUCCAAAGGUGCAUCGUGGUCUUCUAUUGCUGUAGUCAACCAUUGCAGCCCCAUGACAGCUGCCACUCCACCUUCAGGUAAAACAGGUGUGGAAUUAAAGCACAGAAAGGACUUAAACAACUGGGAGAAAUCAUCAAGCAACAGGAAACACACUGAAGACUCGCAGGAAGGACUCUCGCCAGCAAAGAUGCCUAAAAAGGCUGUAAAUGGCAAAAGCCAAUACCUGCUUUCAAGCAAAAACAAAAGUGGCGCCGACAUUUUAACAGAUUUAUAUCAGACUGUAAACAAGGACUUUUCUAAACUAAAUAACAGUGGCAAGCUGCUAAAUGUUAAACCUGCACAACCUCACCCGAGUAGUUCAGGGUCCAGCAAACCUCCGAGCGCCUCUUUGUUACUCAAAGCAUCCGUUUUGCAGCAACAGCAAGCUGCCUUUAAGGAGCAGCACCAACCCAAUAUGUCCGUACAUUUCAAGCUACAGGAAGGUGCAGCGCCAGCACAGAAUAUAUGUAACCAAACACUGAGACUUGUGUCUACGGACACUCCCGUUCAAACCUUAAAGGGGUGUCUUCAGGGUUCACAGGAAGAUGACGGCGCUUUUACUGAUGCGGCGAACAACGGACAGAACCAUAGGUUUCACGAUGAUGCCGUUAAACUAGACAGAGGAGACCUAGAGGACACUAAGCAUGUUAGGUUAAAAGACCGGAGACUGAUAUUCAACGCUGUAACAGGUCAAAUCCAAGCUUCCGUCAAUAAAGAAAAGGAGAAAGAGAAACUACAGACAGAGCAACCAAAGCAGAAUCCACCACUUCCUCUCAGUCUGUUGCAGCACACCGAUUGGAAAGAGCUGUCGAGGAGCGAAAUCAUCCGCUCCUACCUUAGCCAGCAGAGUAGCAUUCUGACGUCAUCGGGCGCUCGCACUCCCACUGCGCACUUUUUCACAACAGACGUACAAAGAAAAGAGGAUGAGAAAACACACGAGUUGAUAUCCGUGCCCCCGAGCAGGGAUUUACCCGGAGUGGGCAGAGAGAUCAGCAAUGAGGAGGUGCGGAGGUUACACACAGAGCACUGGUCAGGGGUUAACGGUUGCUACGACACACGGGGUGACUGGUACCAGUGGACACAGUGCAUCUCCUUGGACCCACAUGGGGAUGAGAGCAGGUUGGACAUACUGCCGUACGUCUGUUUGGAUUGAAACUGGGAAGGUGUAAGGUUGCCGUUUUCACCGCUGCAGCACAUACCUUCUUCUGCGUUUUGUGCAUGCAGAUUGCAUGACGAUGGUAAUCUGUAAUUUCAGGAGCUUUAGCUGUUUUGUUUCUGUGUUUGUGGGACUUCCAGCUAAGCCAAAAUGCUUUGUACACUUUUAGGUCUGUUUGUUUGCGCGUACAAAUUAACUCAAAAACACCUGAAAAUAACAGGCUGUGUUUUUCUCAAAAUUUGUGACUUUGACGAAAGACUGCGGCAAACUAAAGGAUAUACGGCGUCCUUCACAUCGUGCUACAAAUAUUGCAUUUUCACCACAGUGUCUGUUUUUUUAAGCAUAUCCUACAACUUUUCUUGUCCUAAAUUAAGCAUUUUUAUGCAUAACAAUUAGGGGUGUGGGAAAAAAUCGAUUCGAAUUCGAAUCGCGAUUCUCACGUUGUGCGAUUCAGAAUUGAUUCUCAUUUUAAUUAAUCAAUCCAACAAAACAAUACACAGCAAUACCAUAACAAUGCAAUCCAAUUCCAAAACCAAACCCGACCCAGCAACACUCAGAACUGCAAUAAACAGAGCAAUUGAAAGGAGACACAAACACGACAGAACAAACCAAUAGUAGUGAAACAAAAAUGUAUAUUAUCAACAACAGUAUCAAUAUUAGUUACAAUUUCAACAUAGCAGUGAUUAAAAAUCCCUCAUUGACAUUAUCAUUAGACAUUUAUAAAAAAAAAAGAACAAUA
Nerophis lumbriciformis (worm pipefish) is the source of this 2428-nucleotide messenger RNA. RefSeq names its product mediator of RNA polymerase II transcription subunit 26-like. Gene Ontology annotation, biological process: regulation of transcription by RNA polymerase II; positive regulation of gene expression. The record is from RefSeq and is a predicted model, not a curated record. Gene Ontology annotation, molecular function: transcription coregulator activity. NCBI's taxonomy places the organism in Eukaryota, Metazoa, Chordata, Actinopteri, Syngnathiformes, Syngnathidae. Gene Ontology annotation, cellular component: mediator complex; core mediator complex; nucleus.